Paralichthys olivaceus (Japanese flounder) is the source of this 2456-nucleotide messenger RNA. It is a transcript of the gene ankrd33bb, whose product is annotated as ankyrin repeat domain 33Bb. Gene Ontology annotation, molecular function: protein binding. Lineage: Eukaryota; Metazoa; Chordata; Actinopteri; Pleuronectiformes; Paralichthyidae. The record is from RefSeq and is a predicted model, not a curated record.
AUGGUGUUAAUAACGCAGGAGCAAAUUGAAGGUUCAAAGGUUCGAGAGAAUGGAGCGACUGGAGCAGCUGGAUUUGGCGAGAUUGAGUUUAGGAACAAUAAAAUGGACAUGGAGACACCUGUCAUGUCCAUCACUAAGGUUGAUGAAGAUGGGGAUGGCAGCGAGGUAUCAGAAGAGGACGAUCAUGAGGAGAGUGAGGUUGAUUACACACGCAACUACUGGGAAGAUGAGGACGAUAUCUACCAGGAGUUUGAGGAGCUGGACUUUGAGGCUCUGCCAGAUCUCUUGGACACGCGGAGCAUCGCUUCAGACGACUCCUUCUAUCCCCCAGACAAUUCAGUCAUGUCGGACAUGUACCGCUCACCAAGCCCUGAGUCCAUCUCCUUCUUCAAGGCAUGCUGCAACAACAACGCCAUCAUCGCCAAGAUCAUGAUCAGACAAGGAGUGAUCGAGGAGGAAGUGAGGGAGACAGAUAGGAACAGAAGAUCUGGCCUAAUUGUGGCGUGUUACCAUGGCUACGUGGAUGUGGUCAUCGCCCUCUCUCAGUGCCCGUAUCUGGAUGUCAACUGGCAGGAUAAUGAGGGCAACACUGCUCUCAUCACGGCAGCGCAAGCAGGUCAUGUGUUCAUCUGCAACUAUCUGCUGAACUACUUCCCUGGGUUGGACAUUGAGAGGAGGAACUGUCACGGUUUCACAGCUCUGAUGAAGGCGGCCAUGCAGGGUCGAGCUGAGUGUACCCGGGCUCUCAUGCUGGCUGGAAGUGAUAUUCAGGCUCAGGACAACAGCCGCAGUCUGACUCCCAGGGAGUGGGCUCUGUACACGGGUCGCUAUGAGACAGCCAACCUGAUGGACCGUUUGAUGUUGAAGCCCUGUGCCGAGCAGUUCUGUGACUCCUUCUCUCUGGAGUGGCCCAUUUUGGAGGAGCUGGUGGACCAAGCCCGAGCACCAAAGUCCUGCUGGAGGCGUUUGAUCAACUUUCUCUCCUGCUGCCCUUAUAGGUUUUACAUCAACAACAAGGUAAAACCUCUGGAUGAGGGUGUUCUCGACCACAUGGUCCAGAUCACCACCAGUAUCUCCUGCCCGCUCAUUGCCACAGCCUGCAGAACAGUGUGCCCGGGCAGCCCGCCGUGCGUCGGGAAGCGUCGUCACGCUGUGCAGGAGAUUCUGAGGAGGCAUCGUGUGGCUCAGCUGAAGCACUUGGGCCCGGAGAGACUGAACAACUAUAAGAGAUUAUUCCAGAACUCACGGGUCCUCCUCAUUCCCAAGGCGAGGGAUCGGAGGGCCAGCCUGCAGAAUCAGCUGCUCAGUGAAGUGGCCAUGGCGUCCUCGGUGGCCUUUAGACGAGCCAGUCUCCUGCCACUCAAUAUGCUGAGAAGGAGCAGUGUGCGGCCGGGCAUCAUGGUGCCCAAAGUGAGGCUCUGCAAGGCCCCAGCUCCGAACUUUAAACCAGAGAAAUGCAGACGGAGCAAUAACCACAACCAGCUGCAGAUUCCCAAGUGGGAUUACAAGAUGAAGAGAAUAGAGAGGAGGCAAGAACAGGAGAGGCAGACACUGUUAACUCUGACCAGGAGGAGUUGAGGACAGAAGGGACGAGGACAGAGCACGAUGAGUGACUACAGCAAUCCAAUGGAUCACAUGAUGCAGUGUACUCAAAAGUAAUGAAUAUAACUGAUCAUUUCCACGCCUGUUUUCUGAGAUUGCCGACAUUGUUGGAUUUGUUGCCUUGUUUCUACUUGAGUUCAUACAUAUUUGUAAAAGCACAAUUUGUGAUGCAGUAUGUGAGCGAUACAGGUGCUCAGGAAAAACACCCACAGUGUAGGUAUGUAUGAGUUCCUCAGUGGCACAGGCAGCUCAAAUAUAUGGUAAAAUCAUUGGCCUGUGGCAAAAGGUACCAAAGACAAUGAAGUGUGAGGGUUUCAGAAAUGAAGAGCUCAGCUGAUGGUCUCCAUCCUGUGGUCUGGUGAACCCUCAGAACAUUUUCUACCGAGCUGCAAACAUACUCAUUAUAGAACGUUACAGACUGGUGAAGGGAAGUUUUAUUCUAAUGACCUUGAAACUGGAAAAGUACAUGCUGCAUUUUCCCUCAUAUAAAAAAAACCUAUGGGAACCUUUGGUGAAAAUGGCCUGAUGUAGCAUUUCUGCUGGAAUAUAUGCAGCUGAAGUAUUUUGAAAUGUACUGAUACUAAGCUGAAACCUCACAAAAUGUCAUCCCCUUAAGAGAAAUCGGAGUGACUGAGAAAAAGAUUAAAUGAAUAUAAAGAUGUUUCAUUGGGAGGGAAGAACAGAACAGAUAGAGAAUACUGCAACAUUUCUGAAUGGUUUCUAUACAACUAACACAUACACAUCUAGAGCUGGAUGAAAUGGGUGUUUUGGAUGAAGAAGCGCUUGAUUUAUCAACAUCAGCAGCAGAGUGGAGGUUUAAGUUUGGGCUGUAAAACUAUAAUAAAAGUGCUUUG